AGAUCUAAUAUGAUUAAACCAUUAUCAAACUCUAUCAGAGGAACAUAGGGAUGAUAAUCAAGUCCCUUUAAGAUGGUUGAGCUGUGGGAUGAGUUUGAGCACGCUGAGAAGAACCUUGUUUAUUCUGCAGUUAAUCUACCUGGACCCGGAUACAGAGAGGAAGAGUUUCAACCUAUUCUGAACUGUUGUGACUGCACAACGGAUUGUUCAACUUCCUGCUCUCAUCUGGUCCAGUAUGGGAAAAAUUACUCAAUGGGAUUGAUGUUGAAGAGCAGCGUAAACCAACCGAUCUUUGAAUGCAAUGCGAGGUGCUCUUGCGACCCCUCCAGGUGCUACAACAGGGUUGUGCAGUUCGGACCCAACCGUAACCUCAAGAUUAUUCAAACCGAGUCCAAGGGGUUCGGAGUCAUUUGCAAAACUAAACUACGGAGUGGAGAAUAUGUUUGCGAGUAUGCAGGAGAAAUUAUCGAUGAGAAAACAGCUCGAAUCAGGUUCUCUGCUGAUGCGGACGCGUCUAACUAUAUUUUGGUGCUCAAGGAGUUCGGGGGAGCAGAGAUCGUUAGCACAACUAUCGUUGAUCCGACAGCAAUUGGAAACAUUGGUCGGUAUCUGAACCAUUCCUGCAGACCCAACCUGGAGAUGGUUCCUGUCAGGAUAGAUUCUGCAGUUCCACAUCUAGCGCUCUUUGCGUCAAAAGAUAUUAUACAGGGCGAGGAGUUAUGUUUUGAUUACGGGGAUACGACACGAUCCGGAAAACUAGGUCUAGCAGAACCUGGAGUAGAACUAGAUAAACAGGACUUGACGCGACCUAGAGGAGAGAACCUUCCGAUUACCAAACCUGUAGCAAGGAACCAAUCCUCCUCUGAAUCCGACACAAACUUGUCGGAUUCAUGUGCGGGACCUUCAAGCUUGAUUAAACCUGGGUUUGUGAAAUCCGUGUUAAAGGUACCUCGAGUACCAGUUCUAGAUAAACCUGGAACUAGGAAACUUCACCCAGAGAAGACAAAGAAAGAGGAGUCCUCAGUAGAAAUACUGAACAAGAAACCAGUCUCUCCCAACAUUGAGACGGAAAAUGCAAAAUCUGUGAUAGAAGACGCGAGUGCAGCGGAAGAUGCCGAGGAAUCAACUUUAAUAUACAAAAGAUCUAAAUGUUUAUGUAAUGCUAAAAAUUGUAAAAAGUGGUUACCAUUUAACAGAGAAUUGUUCUUGUAAUUUUUUAUCUUAAUACUCUGCAGAUAUUUUCGUUGAAUAAAUUUGUCCUAACUAUUAUACAA
Molecule: messenger RNA, 1274 nt
Organism: Eurytemora carolleeae
Lineage: Eukaryota; Metazoa; Arthropoda; Copepoda; Calanoida; Temoridae
Product: probable histone-lysine N-methyltransferase set-23
Exons: 7
Coding region: 73-1212 (379 amino acids)
Cellular component (GO): nucleus
Molecular function (GO): zinc ion binding; protein binding; histone H3K9 methyltransferase activity
Source: RefSeq, a predicted model, not a curated record